CAAUUUCUCCAUUUAUGGUCGCUCUCAUCUCGCGUUGACAUCAACAAAUCUCCCACUCUCCCUCUCUCUCUCUCUUUUUCUUUCUCUCCCUCUCUCUUUCUCUCUAAUGAAGACGAUGCGAGGUCUACGAAACUGCUCAAAGGACGGCGUAACGCUAGACCUGACGGUUCAUCCUCGUCCUCCUCCUCUUUCACCAGCACCACCAACAGUCUCCUCCUCCACCGCCUCAACCAGCCUGUCGUUCGACGAAGAGGAGACAUCAGAGUCAAAGAUCGGACGGCUGAUAUCAGAGCAUCCAGUCAUCAUAUUCACUCGAUCUUCCUCAUGCUGCAUGUGCCACGUCAUGAAGAAGCUUCUGUCUACCGUCGGAGUUCACCCAACGGUGAUCGAGAUCGACGAGGGAGAGAUCGCUUACCUCGCAGUUGAAGCUGCUCCGGUGCUCUUCAUAGGUGGUGCUUGUGUCGGUGGGUUCGAGUCACUUGUAGCACUUCACCUUAGUGGUAACCUUAUUCCUAGACUCGUUGAAGUUGGUGCCUUAUGGGCAUAACUGUAUUUCCCUUUUAAUGUUUUUUUCAGUCUUAGCUCAUUUAUAACUAAUUAUGAAAAUCUGAUAAUCAUAGUUUUUUAAAAAAAUUAUCCAUUGUAAAUUUCCGUUAAAUCUGAAACGUAAAAAUGUUGUAGUAUUUUUUCUUUCUGAAAUCUUUUUUACCAGCUGGGUUGUGUACUUGUGUUCUUUAGGUUAUCACGUGUGAGAUUGAUUCCAUCAUAAAUAUAAAUAUGAAUUAUUUGCGUAUUGAA
This is a messenger RNA of Camelina sativa (false flax), 798 nucleotides long. The record is from RefSeq and is a predicted model, not a curated record. NCBI's taxonomy places the organism in Eukaryota, Viridiplantae, Streptophyta, Magnoliopsida, Brassicales, Brassicaceae.